GCGCCGUCCGCGCAGUGCGUACGCGCAGGUUUGACAGCCAAGUUUGAGCGAACGCCGCUCGUGUGACGCCGACGCCGUCCGCUCUUCAAGAUGGUGCAUAUAAAGACAAUCGUGUUCGCAGCGCUGCUGGUGGCCGUGGCAGCCAAGCCGCGCCGGGCCCACUACAAGCGGGAAGCGCCGCUGAGCUCGUCGUACCUACCACCGUCGGGCGGCCGGCCCUCCAGUAGCUACGGAGCCCCCGCGCCCUCCUCCAGCUAUGGCGCCCCUCCGCCCUCCUCCAGCUAUGGCGCCCCGCCCUCGCCCAGCUACGGCGCCCCGGCGCCACGACCCUCCAGCACCUAUGGAGCCCCCGCACCUAGACCAUCGUCUAGCUACGGCGCUCCGGCCCCAAGGCCCUCUAGCAGCUAUGGUGCCCCGGCACCCCGGCCGUCAUCUAGCUACGGCGCCCCGGCCCCGAGGCCGUCCAGCAGUUACGGCGCCCCUCCGUCUUCCAGCUAUGGUGCUCCCGCUCCGAAACCCUCAAACAGCUACGGCGCCCCCGCCCCUUCUUCUAGCUACGGCGCCCCCGCCCCGAAGCCCUCCAGCAGCUACGGAGCACCCGCCCCGUCUUCAAGCUACGGCGCGCCCGCGCGGCCUCCAGCGACCAGCUACGGCGUCCCCACCGGUCCUUCUUUCAACGCUCCGGCUCCUAGACCUUCCAGCAGCUAUGGAGCUCCCGCACCUAAACCUUCCAGCAGCUACGGCGCUCCUGCCCCGUCGAGCUCCUACGGAGCCCCAUCUCCUCCUUCAAGCUCUUACGGCGUCCCGGCCCAGCCCGCCCCAGUCCCGUCCAGCUCCUACGGCGCGCCUUCAAGCUCUUACGGUGCUCCGGCCCCGUCAUCGACGUACGGCGCUCCCGGUGGCAGCAGCGGCGGCUUCAGUGGAAGCAGCAGCUUCGGCGGCAGCAGCGGUAGCUUCGGCGGCCAUGGAAGCAGUGGCGGAAGCGGAUUCGGCGGCAGCGGCUUCGGAGGCGGCAGCGGUUUUGGAAGCAGCGGACCUUCUUCAAGCUACGGUGCGCCCUCAGCACCUUCAUCAAGCUACGGUGCCCCAGCGCAGACCCCGUCCAGCAGCUACGGAGCUCCGAGCUCUGGCGGCUUCUCCGGUGGACAUUCCAGCGGUGGUUUCUCCUCCAGCGGCUCAAGCGGUUUCUCUUCUAGCGGCAGCGGCUACUCUUCGGGAGGUUCUGGUGGAUUCGGUGGUUCAUCAGGAGGCCACAGCUCAGGAGGCUAUAGCUCGGGAGGCUCCGGUGGCUUCGGUGGUGGAUCAGGUGGUUACUCCUCGGGCCCCGCCAGCGUACCUGACACCAUCCAGCAGAGCUACGACUCCAACGGUGGCUACUCGUAUUAAGCGGCGCGAAUGUGCGAAUCGUGCAUCAAUCAGUGCUGUGUGUGACGCUAGGCAGUCAAGUGUUACCUGAUAAUUAAAGUAGCGGCAAACUUGAAAAAACUUGCUAGGGAUAUAGUACAUACAAGUACAGUCAGCAGAUGAAAGCAGAUAAGGUGUUCAAAAUGUUCUUAUUGUCUUAAAAAACAAACAUAACAUAAAAUUUUGAACACCUCUACUGUUUGGCAGCUGUUAUAAUUUGUUGUCUGUAUGUUGCGACAAGAUUGCCGAUUGCUUUAGAAAAAAUCUUAUGACAUUAAUAUUAUAUACUUUAAUAUAUUAAAUACUUAACUUGACCAUAGAUAGCUAAUAGAAGUAUUAAGGCAGAAACCGAAACGAAUACUGGAAAUAUGGCUAGCAGAAUGACCAAAAUAUAUACGUACUAUUCUACUUCUAAUAUUAAUUUUGUAAAACGAGGGCAUUAAUAUUUGUGUGGGUGUCGUUGUUUUAUAGGAUGAAUAAAUGCUACCUAUAUGGUUUUAAUUGUCUUAGUCUAAAGUCCGAAAAUCAAAGUUCUUCCACUCAAAUGAAAAUGUCUAUUUAAUAAAGUAAUUUUAGUCAAGAUAUCGGACUUUAGGCUCAGGCGUCGCCUUUCCUCGGCCGUGUCGAGUCGGUCGGAGUCUCUUCUCGUUAUACUCACUGUGUAUGUAUCGUAGCAACGAAAAGUAUUAAUUAUUUAAUUUUAAUAAGAAAUUGUACAAAAUUUAGUUUAAGUACAAAAUAUUUUGUAAAAAUAAAGUUUUGUAAAUAA
Molecule: messenger RNA, 2173 nt
Organism: Leguminivora glycinivorella
Lineage: Eukaryota; Metazoa; Arthropoda; Insecta; Lepidoptera; Tortricidae
Gene: Muc91C
Product: pro-resilin
Exons: 4
Coding region: 91-1386 (431 amino acids)
Biological process (GO): positive regulation of transcription by RNA polymerase II
Cellular component (GO): RNA polymerase II transcription regulator complex
Molecular function (GO): transcription coactivator activity
Source: RefSeq, a predicted model, not a curated record